Seminavis robusta is the source of this 303-nucleotide messenger RNA. The record is from the annotation of a GenBank genome assembly. Lineage: Eukaryota; Bacillariophyta; Bacillariophyceae; Naviculales; Naviculaceae.
AUGUCGAUGAUGAAGAGCUCGCUACGGUUGGUCCAAUCGCUUGGUGUGGUGGCAAGACGCACUAAUAAUGGAGCAAGAUCUGUGGGAUUUGCAGGCUCGAGAUGGAUGAGUGAUGAUGCGGCUGCCACUUCCGACGACAGAAUCCAUUCCACAGACAUUGCAUUCAAGCCGGCCGAAAGUGGGUGGGGAGGUACCAGGAAAUACUCCUCCAAUUUCGACAAAAUCUUUGGAAACAAGAAUCAAGCACAAGGGAAUGACGCUACCGGUCCCACCGCCACGGACAGUAGCACCUCAGGGAAUUAA